CCGUAAGCACCUGGGAUUGCCUAUACAGUGUUGAUCAUAAUGGGUAAAGCUUCCAGUGAAGCCGCGUGUUGGACACGACGUUUGCCAAAUCGGCCGUGUAAUAUCAAUAUCGCGACGAGCGUCCGCCACAAACCUCGCGACACGGACAUCUAACCUGAUCAUCUACUAUCUUGGACAUCCAUUCUAACUCAUUCUUCGGCUGAAACAACACAUCGCAAUGGCUCCACCAGUGCACUUCUUCUCGCAUGGCUCAACAAUGAUGCUGGGCGAGGAAUCCCAAUCCGCCACCUACUGGAAAGCCUGCGGCGACGAAGCUCUCUCCCACGGCUUCAAAGGCGUAAUAAUGAUGGGCGCGCAUUGGGACGCCCGCGGCGUAAACCGCAUCGACGUAGCCAUGAACCCCAAGCCCAUCAAAUCCCCCGUCGCCUACGUCCACCCCCGCAAAUACAAAGAGUACGAACUCGUUCCCGAUCUCGAGAGCGGAAAGAAGUGCAUAGCAGCGCUGAGGGAAAAGGGCAUCGAUGCGCGACCGAACGAGACCUUUGACUGGAUCCACGACACGUACUUGAUUCUCAUUAGGAUGUUUCCUGAGAAAUGUCCACCAACGACUCUCAUCAGUAUGAACUCGAGGUUCGACCCACAUCUGCACGCGCGUGUGGGUAACAUCUUGGCCAAGUUCCGCGAUGAGGGCUACCUUAUCAUCGGCACGGGUGGCGCGGUCCACAACCUAUACAGGAAUCACUGGGCACAGAUGCUGAGAUACUCGGACAACUUUGCGCAGCCCUACCCACCAGAGGCUCCGAUGCUGGAGUUUCGCCAGAGCGUCGAGGAUGUCUUUGUUCGUUGCUGUAGGAAGGACGCGAAGAAGGGCAGUCUGACUCGUGGGAUUACAAGGUUGAUGAAACAUCCCAUGUACAGGGAUGCGCAUGCCACGGACGAUCAUUAUAUGGCGGCGUGCUUUGUGGCUGGGGUUGUUGAUGGGAGCAAGAGGGAUGGGGACGAGUGUGUGCUUGGGGCUGAGGAUUGGGAGUUGGUCAACAUGUGCAACAGCCAGUUUACUGUUGGAAGAUGGGAGUGAAAGUUUGAGUUGUAUAUAUAUAUCCAGUUCCUUCUUGUUGCGUUCAUGAUUAUUAUGAUAUUGUCUCUCCUAACAAGUUUGCGAUCUCACAUCCUGCCCCACUUGCAGACUUGAAUCAGCGCUGUUCUUCAUCAUUAGUGUUCCGUAUCGUGUGGCUAUGCUUAUGCAAGUUAUGAU
Alternaria rosae is the source of this 1255-nucleotide messenger RNA. Its product is annotated as aromatic ring-opening dioxygenase family protein. The coding region runs from base 218 to 1078 and encodes 286 amino acids. The record is from RefSeq and is a predicted model, not a curated record. The transcript has a single exon. NCBI's taxonomy places the organism in Eukaryota, Fungi, Ascomycota, Dothideomycetes, Pleosporales, Pleosporaceae. Gene Ontology annotation, molecular function: ferrous iron binding; oxidoreductase activity, acting on single donors with incorporation of molecular oxygen; zinc ion binding.